Messenger RNA from Chelonus insularis, 9461 nucleotides. Its product is annotated as protein MLP1-like. The record is from RefSeq and is a predicted model, not a curated record. NCBI's taxonomy places the organism in Eukaryota, Metazoa, Arthropoda, Insecta, Hymenoptera, Braconidae. Gene Ontology annotation, molecular function: molecular adaptor activity. Gene Ontology annotation, biological process: signal transduction.
GUCAUUUUACAAACGGACAACUUAACAGAUAGAUUAAUUAUCAUUCGUCAUGUAAAAUUGAUUGACAUAUUAUUUUGUAUUGUUAUCAUACAAUUAUUUUUAUUUUACUUUUGACUAAAUGAACAGUGAGAAGAAGAAAACCUCUAAACGACGUUCGUUGGAGAAUGGUAGAGAUCUGCUGGCUAGAUAUAAGGCCUUACACCAAAAUAUGGAAUCAAAACAAACGGGUGACCCUUCUGAUGACGAUCUAAUUCAGAACGAAAAUGCUGAGCAAUCUCUCGAUCACAGCAUAAUUAUGACUGAAGAUACGUCUUUUAAAGAUACGACGCAAAGCAGUAUCAGUGUGAGUGAGGGGGAAGGAGAUGGAGAUGUCGAGUGUAUGGCUGGUAGGGUUGCAAAGUUGAAAGAAGUUGUGCAUGGUCGAGAAGCUAUGAUUCAAAUGUUGACUGCAGAAUUUGAAAAUAUUCGAGAUGAAGCUGGUUCUCCGAGUUCAUCUCACAGCCAAAAUAGUAGUACUCAGUAUAAGGAUAUCGUCGAUAAUUAUAAGAGUAAACUCAAAGACUUCGAUCGAGCAAUUACUCAGCGGGAUACCCUUAUUUCAAGUCUGCAGGAAUCUUUAGAGAAAACUAUAGCAGAUAGAGACGCUUUAAGAAAUCAAUUAAGUACACUGAGAGCUAUUUAUGUGCCUCCCCAAGACAUCGAUGGGCCUAUUGACAUACAAAAAAGAAUCAGUGAUCUUGAGAUGGCUCUGGGGACUCAUGUGGAAAUGGUAAAAAAUUUAAAUGCACAACUUUCUGAGUCUCAUGAGUGUAUAAAACAAUUAACGAAAAAAAAUAAUAAACAUGAUCAAGAAGUCGAAGAAUUUAAAGAUAUAAUCGAACAAUUAAAUAUAAAAAUUAAAGUUGAAAGAGAAGAGAAUAUUAAAGAAAAAGAAAAUAUUGAGAGAAAUUGUAAAGAAACAGUGUUAAAAAUUCAGAAAGAUAUGCAAAAUAUUUUAGAUAAAUUUGCUAGUGAGACUAAAUCAAAACAUAUGUUACAUGAAAAGAAAAUUCAAGAACUUCAAAGCAAACAUGAAGCUGAAGUAGCACAAAUCAAACAACAUUAUGAAGAACAAUAUAAAUCUUUAUUUGAGCGUUACAAUUCUGAACUACCAGAGUUAGAGAGUAAACAUGCUAAAGAACUUCAAGUUUUCCAAUCACAAGCAAUUACUUACAAGAAAACGAUUGAAGCUCUUGAAUCUGAAUUGGAAAAUCACAAUAAAUUAAAUAUUUCACUAUCAUCUGAUUUAAACAGUGUUAAGCGACAAUUAAUUCAAUGUCGGGAAGAUAGAGAUAUGAUGAAAGAACAAAUACAAUUGCAUAAAGUUCAAAUAGAUGAAUUGACUGCUAAAUAUGUGGCUGCAAGUAGUGUAUUAAAUUCAAGAGAGAGUAUUGAAAGAUCUUUAGAAGAGGCUUUGCUUAAUGUAGAAACACUUAAACGAGAAAAUGAUGAUCUUAAAUGUCGUUAUGAUGAUAUCAGUGCUAAGUAUGCGGCUGUUCAAGCGAUGAUUGAGAACAAUCAAAUCAAUGAAAGAUCAUUGAACCAAAAAUCUGGCGACGUUGAUAAAUCUCUAUCCAGAUUCAGUGGAAUGAGUUUUAGUGAAUUUAAUACAACUUCUUAUCCCACAUUUGAUGAUGCUGGUAUUCAAUUCCAAAUGUUUAAGCAAAGGUUAGAUGAAAAAGAAUCGUUAGAAAAGAAAUUAAUAGAUAAAAUAACUAAUCUUGAAGAGUCUUUAAAUAAAGUCAGCAAAGAAUUGGAAGAAGCUAAUAUGGAGAAAAAAUCAUAUGAAAAAGAACUUAAAGAAACUAAAAAUAAAUGUGAAAAAAUGAUGUCGGAAUUGAAGUCUUAUAAAGAAUCCAAUUGUACUGAUGCCAAGCCUUUUCCAAGUAAUAUUUAUUUCUCCCCAGAUUCCGAAAAAAUUUCUAAAGAUCAUUCCUCAAGGCAGGAUGUUAAUACUGAUAAAAUAAACGAAUCUCAUGAGAAACAAAUCGAAAUGCUGAAGCAGGUUAUUCAGCAAAAAGAUCUUCAGUAUUCUGAAAUUUACAAUAAAUUAAAGAAUGCUUUAGAAAAAUUACAUCAGUAUGAAACAGAAAAUAAACAGUUAGAACAUGGAUUACAAAUUGCUUGGGCAGCGUGUGCAGCAUUUGAAAGUAAGAUGGAUCAAACGUUAAAAUUAAAUGCUACUAAUCUGGAUGAAUCUGAAUUAUCUUCUACCUACAAUGAUCUAGUCCAUACUCAUGAUUUAAUCGAAAAAUCUAGUGAUAAUAGAGAUGCCAUAUCUUGUCAAAAAUCUGAUAAUCCUAAUAAUAGUCUGAGUGACGAAUACUCUAGUCAGAAUUUAGAAAAGUUUGAAAAAAAAUUAGAUUACUUUCAUACACGUAUGGAAAUGAUAGACCAAGAAAAUCAAAAGUUAAGAGAGCAAAAUGCUAAAUUAAUAACUCUAAAAGAGGAAUUGGAGAAACGUCAUACAAAGGAGAUGGAAGAAUUAAGAACUUAUUUCGAGGAGAAAUGUGUACAGAUGGAGAAACAAUAUUCGGAAGAGAUAUUUAGUCAACAAUCAAAAAAAAUGUCAGAUGAUAGUGAAGUUGAUGAAAUGGCUGAUGAUCUUUUCUGUGGAGGUAGUGAAGGUGAUUGUAUUAAUGAUAAAAAAGAGACCAGCAAAAAUUUCAGAGCAGAUUCAACUGAAAGUUGUCGAGAUAAAACUAAAGAAUACGAAGACAUAAACCGUAAUUCAUUUAUAACUGUCAAUCAGCUUUGUCAGACAGAAUGGGAUACUGCUGUUGAAAAUGGCGAACUAAUCGAGCUACGGGCUGCCUAUAGCCAUCAGCUCGAGGAACAAAUCGCACUUGCUAAGCGCGAUAUUGUCAGCGCACUCCAGGAACAAAUUCAGGCGUUGAUAGCUGUUGAAGAUGACGCUGAAGAAAAUUGGCCACCGGAGUUGGUAGAACUUCGAAAUAAAUUUACCCAUAAUGCCAAACGUGAGAUUGAGAAACUAAAAGAAGUUCAUCAGCUUGAAAUAUUUCAACUUAAAGAGGAACAUUCACGUAUUUUAGCGAAAACAGUUGAAAGUUAUAAAGAGAAAAUAAACAAAUUAGCUGUAGAUAGAGAUGCCCAUACUCAAAGUAAUUCAUAUAUUGAUAAUUUGAUGGGUGAAAAAGAUGUUAUUAAACAGCGGGAUACUUACUAUCAAACAUGUGUAGUUUUUAAAGGUAUUAUACAAGAACUUAUAAAAUAUUUUGCUAAUUGUGAAGAAGAACUUAAUAAUACACUUAUAACUGAAGUUUUAAAAAAAUUAUUUGAUGGAAAUGAAGAAUCAAUAUUAACUGAAAAAAUCAUUGAAACUGCUGAUACUCAAUCACCAACAUCGCCUAAAAUGAAAAUCAAAAGAGUACAUUUUGCACCUCAUGCUAAUCAAAUAUCAUCAAUAUUAAAGAGAAAUAUUAAUAUUCCUUUCGAUCUAAUUGAAGAUAAAGAUAGUUCGUUGAAAGAAAUGAAAAUUGAAUUGGACAAAUGUUUCCAAAGGUUAAAAAGUGAAAGUGCUCAACUUUUUGGUCAUACUCUGACACCUAGUGAAUCUAUUUCGGAUGUUAUAUCAAAACAGAUUACUUAUACUACAAAAAUUAAUGAAGAACUCACUUCAAAAUUAUUGGAAGCCGAAAGUACAAUCGAACACUAUGAGGAAGAAUCUCAAGAUUUAAAACGAAAGAUUAUAGAACUACAACAGAAAUUGAUAAUGAUGGAUAAUUCGAAGGAAAUUAUCUCCGAAGGCUAUGGAGAACAAGACACUAAUGAAAGAGAACCUGUAAUACAAGAUUACAAUCAAUUAUAUGAAAGAGCACGAACAGUAAUUAUGAAUGGAGCGAGUGACACCUCUUCUUUACUCCAGUUAAUUGACGAAUUAUGUAGACACCACGACAAGCUAACAGAAGAAAAAAAAGAGAAAGAAGAUCUUCAGCAACAGGUAUCAUUAGACUCCCCUCCUUCCCUACGCAUUCAAAGGGUUCGCUGUCAGAAGCUAGAAGGAGCGGAUAAGCAAUUACGAGCAACUCGCAAAUUCCUUGAAGAACAAGCUAGUGAGAGGGAAAUUGAACGCGACGAUGCAACACGACAGAUACAAGCAUUAAAAGAUCAACUAAAGGAGCGUGAUCGCGAGAAGGAGCGAGAUCUUCGUAUCACUUCUGAGCAGUAUUCACCAUCGUCUGAAACACCAGUCACCCCUUUGCUUCAAGUACCUAAUACGGACGCAAAAGUGGAAGCUUUGGAACUUCAACUACGAGAGAUGUCCAUUAUACUAGCGGAUGAGGAAGCAAAAAGAGUAAAAGCUGAAACAGAAGCGAAAGAUGCGGUGAAUAAGAUAUGGGAAUUACGUGAAAUUAUCACAAGCCUAGAGAGUGAAAUUGAAACAAAGAUUCAAAGAGAAGAGGAAUUAAGAGAUCAAAUUGAGCAAAAGAAUGAAAUGAUGGAAUCUCAACGACAAGAGUUGAUUCAAGAAUUAGAGACAAGGGUAAGAGAAGGAGACAUGAAUAAUCACAUUACUCACCUUCAAGAAGAAUUGAGGCGACAUAAAUUGAGUACGGAAGAAUUCAAUGUUAAUUCUACAGCUCUGAAACAGAUGAAAUCAGAGUUGCAAGAGAUGGUAAAUCAUUUGGAUAAAAAGACAAAAGAGUUAGAAGCACUUCAUAUGUGUGGAUCUAGUUUGAGUUUAAGUCAUCCAAGUGAAGAUGUGUCAGUUCAAGAUCAAAUUGACUCUACAAGGUGUCCAACACCUGAUGAUUCUGAUGCACUUCCUAUCUUGCCUUUAGAUCAACUUUUAAAGUUGAAAGAAAAAUUAGUGAAACAUACACGAACUGAGGAAGUAGCUUUUAAAAGAAUUAAAGAUCUUGAUAUGCAGCUAUCAACAUUAAAAUUGCAAAAUGAGGAACUACUAGCAGAACGAGAAAUACUUCAACAACAUAACUCAGAGCAACUGUUUCAGAUUGAAGCAAUGCGUGGUCGGUUGGAGCAACAAAAACAAAGUGCGCCGUUUGCUCAGCGACAGGCAACGUCAAAACUUGAACUACAAUUGCAUGAAACUAACGCUAAACUUCAUUCUAUGGAGCAGAUUUUGGCUAAUAAAGACAUAAUGCUGAAGGAAGUUACCAGUGAUUUAGAGCACGCUCGUCAGUUAUUGCGCGAAAAACAAGAGGAAAUUCAUUCAAAAAUACAAGCAGAAAAUAAUAUGAUUCAAGAAUUGAAAACUCGUAUCGAAGUUUUAGAACAUGAAAAAGAAGUUCUAGAAACCAAUCUUAAAACGCAAGAGCGUAAAAAUCUAGAGUUACAAACGCUUAUCGAUUCAAUGCUUGUAGACAAAAAUGAUGAAAUUGAUCAUCUCAAAGAACAGUUAUCAAAACUAAAAGAAAAACAACAGGAAGCGUUUAAUUCUCAACAAAUGGAAGAAAAUGAUGGAGGGAAAGAUAGCGAACCUAAAAAUAGUGCUCGUACUCUUAGUGGUAUUCUUUCCAUUGAAUGUGAAGAAGUUGUAGAAGCGAUUCGAGAAGCUCCGAAAAUUGGACGCGAUGUUUCUCAUAAUAUGUCUAAUGUCAAAUUUGUUGGUUUAUCAACUCAAACAAGUGAUCAUCUUGAUGGAUCAUCAAAUCCUUUAAUCGAUUCUCAAAGAUCUCCAAUAAAUGUUCCACCACUCGAAUUGAAUAACCGACCUUUCAAUACAUUAAGCCCUCAACACACGUCUCAACUGCAUCUUUCGUUACCAGCUGAUUCGAUUCGAAGUGAAUCUGAUCUGAAAUCUCCGGUAAGACGAAGCAGUACAACAUCGGAUGGAGUUGGAAGCUCUCCUAGAAGAUCUCAAAAUUCUUCUCACAGUCAAAAAUCUGAUAGAGUUACUCCUAGUAAAUUUCAAUUACAGUUGGCAGAAUCAAGUGGAGCUAAACCAUCAAUUGAAGAUUUAGAGAAUCAGUUGAAAGUAAUUCAUACAGAAUUCCAAGCUAAAUCAGCAACCUUAAGUAAACGUGAGAAGGAACUUGAUUCUUUGCAGAAACGCCUUGAUGAAUUGCGUGCUGAAUACAAGGAUUCAAUGGACACUUUAACGAGAGAUAAGAUGUUCUAUAAGAAUCAGUAUGAACUAUCACAAGAGUCUGAGAGCAAAAUCAAAAGAGACCUAGAAGAAAUUGAGAAUGUUUUAAAAGUUAAAAAUGAAGAACUAGAGUCUUAUAAAACAAAAAUUCAAACAAAUGAAAAAAUUCUUCAUGAACUUCAAAUAGAAAAUGCAACACUAAAUAAAGAUAUAAAAAGAUUACGUGACGAAAAUCGUGCUUAUCAAAUAACAAUUCGUGAAAAGGUUGAAGAACUCAAGAAUUUAAAACAGAUCAUCUUUGAAAAGGAUAUCACGAUUGAAACUUUCAAAACACGUAACGAAGAAAUUGAAAAUGAAAAUAAACAAUUGUAUGAAUUCAAAACUAAAUACGAAAGUAGCAAGAAAAAUUUAGUAGAAAUGCAGAAUGAAGUUGAAAGAUUAGUUGACGGUAUAAAUAAGAGAAAUGGACUAAUUCAAAAGCUAGAGGACACUGUACGACGUUCAAGUUUAUCCGGUAAUUGUACACUGAGUGAUAAAGACCAGUUAAUUAUUCAUCAAGAAGAACUAAUGAAAGAAAAAGAUAAGGAGAAUCAUUACAAUCAAGAAGUCAUAAAAGAAAAAGAUAAGGAGAUUCAUCAUCUUCAGGAGUACAUAAAAGAAAAAGAUAAAGUCAUCAAACAAAUGAGUGAUGAUAGCAAGAGUUUGCAAAGAUCUUUAGAGACGAUUCAAAGCAAAAUGAAGGAGACUGGCAAUGUUGUUGAGUUGAGAAAAAAGCUAAAGGAAGAAAGAAUGUUUAAUGAUGAAUUAACAAAAAUGGUUCGUAAAUUAAAACGUGAACUUGAAGUGUUACGAGAUGAGUCUUUUAGACAGGAAACAGAAGGAACGGAAAUUGAAGAUAUGGUCAAGAGGGAAUUAAACUUGUCUGCAAAUUUAGAUCAAAAAAUUCUAGAAGCCAUUGAUAAUGAUUUUGAAGUUUUGGAUGUUAAUAACACUGAUUCUCAUCAAUCAUUAACAACUAAACCAAUAGAAAAAGAUUUAGAGAUAAUUAUGCAAGAAUAUACUGACAUUAGACGUAAAUUGAAACAAGCCACUAAAGUGAAUGAAAAUUUAAAUAAUGAAAAAAAUUUCCUAGAGGUUCAACAAGAAAUAUUAAAGUCUAAAGUAGCUGAGUAUGAGAAUAGAAUUCUUCAAAUUAAAGCUGACUUCGAGACUGAAUUCAAGAAAAAUAUGAGUUUAACCAGAGAUCUAUCGAAUAAAAAAGCUAUGGUUCAUAAAUUAGAAAUUGUUUUACAAAAUCAAUCAUCUAAAUUUAAUUUUUCACAACAAGAAAGUACUGACAUUAUAAGAAAUUUACGACUAAAAUUAACAUCAUCAUUAGAUAGUGAAAAUGAAUUAAGAAAAGAAUUAACUGACUUAAGACAGAAGUACAAAAUAUUAGAAUCUAAAUUAAAAACUUUACACGAAUCUAUGGGACCAGAACAAGAAGAAAAAAUUUCUACAUCCCCAAUUCUAAAAGAAGAUGCAAAGAAUAAUCUUCUAUUGACUCAAAAGUAUGAAAAAGUGGCAAGAGAGGUUGUAGAGCUCACUGAUACUUUAAAAGGUAUUGAAGCUGAAAAAGCACGUACUGAAAAGCAAUUGGAAAUAGAAAUAAAAGAGCGUGAAAAAUUAGUAAGCAAAAUAAUUUCAGUUGAAGAAAUGAAGGACCAUCUGGAAAUUGAAUUAAAAAGAACAAAAGAGCAAUUAAAAAAUUGUAAAGAAGAAUGUGAUUGGUUGCACAAGGAAGUACAGAUUUUGAAGGAAAGUGAAGAAAAAUUAGAAAUACACAAGUCAAAUGAUCAAGAAGAAAUAAAAAAUCUUCGAAUAGAAAUGAAACAUCUGAGAGACAUUAUGAAUGAUUUAGAGGCUGAUUCAAACUCUUUAAAACAACAAUUACUUAUGGCUCAAACUGAACAAAAACAAUCGGUUCAUGUUAUUCAGGCUUUAAGAAAAAUAGAAUAUGAUCUUCAAAAGAAGUUAACUGCUUCUAAAAAAGAAAUAGAAAAGCUAAAAGAUGUUAUUGCAGAUUUUCAGAAUGAACUUGAAACAAGAUGCAGAAGAGAAUUAGAACUAUCAAAAGAACUUUUAUCCGGAAUGUGUCACGAGAAAAAUAAUAAUACACAUUUAAUUGAAAAAAUUAGUGAGUUAACUGCGGAAAUUGCUAGAUAUUCCAGUGAAAAGGGUAUUUUGUAUGAUAAAUUGAUAAGAGCUCGUGAAGAAACAGAGAAGUACGUCAUGAAAACUCGAGAGCUUGAAAUGUUAUUAACUCAGAGUGAAAGUAAUGAAGCAGAUAAUGAAACUAUUGUGAAGCUGCAGCAACUACAUGCAAGAUAUUUACGAGUUGAUAGUAAAAGAAAAGCUUUGAUAUUCCAAAAACGUUAUCUCCUUUGUGUAAUUGGUGGUUAUCAGCUUAGUGGAGAUGAAACUAUGUCUAUGCUCGCGAAAUUAACCAAUAGUGAACGUUCUUAUGUUACGGAAAAAACACUUAAUGUUGUUACCAAGUGUCCAAAAGCAAGAUUUAGAAGUGCAGUACUUGUUCUUGUUGCUUUAUCUAGGAUCAAGUGGAUGAUUCAACGAUGGAAGCAAGGAAAACGAAAGAAUUCGAAUCAUUUAAUUGAAAAUUCGGCUAGAUCAUAUAUGAAAGUUAAAGAGAAUGCUUCACCAAUGAGUAGAGAAAAACGUCGUUUAGAUAAAGAAAAUUCUGGAGCCAUUGAUUUCGACUAUUACGCACAACGAUUCUUUACGAUAAAUAAAACUUUAGGACUGGCAAUGAGUGAGCCAGAAACUAAACCAAUGCCAUUUAAAUAGUAUUUCUUUGAAUUUAGUACAUAAUAAUUAUCAGUGUUUUGGAAUGAAUAUUUUUUACGUUUUUUAGAGUGACAAAAUAAACCAAAAUAGCCAAUAUUUUUCUCACCAAUAAAAGUCUAAGUAAAUAUUGCGCAUGUUGUUGUAAUUGUUGAUGAUUGUAUACAUUUAAUAGUUGAACAAAUGUCUAUAAUGCAGCUCGUAGGUUAAUUAAACUACAUUAUUAUAAUUAUGAUUAUGAUUAUUAGUAUAUUAUUGUAUAGUUCAGAGAGAGAGAGAGGUACAAAGUCGCUCUUCCGCCUGCACAAGAUCACCAAAGUUUUUCAUUAAAUGUAAUUUGUAGAAAGAACAAAAGAAUCUAAAACUUGUAUCAUUAAUUAUCACUUGAGACUCUACCGAAUAUAUAAUUCAGUGCCUUUCUGAUAGUAAUACAUAUUCAGUAUUUAUUAUGGAAAUCUUUUUUUAUAUUUCUAAUUGUGAAUAAAAAUGUUGCCUUAAUGGAUUAAAUAAA